Messenger RNA from Trypanosoma rangeli, 1089 nucleotides. RefSeq names its product putative TFIIF-stimulated CTD phosphatase. The transcript has a single exon. The coding region runs from base 1 to 1089 and encodes 362 amino acids. Lineage: Eukaryota; Euglenozoa; Kinetoplastea; Trypanosomatida; Trypanosomatidae. Gene Ontology annotation, molecular function: phosphoprotein phosphatase activity. The record is from RefSeq and is a predicted model, not a curated record.
AUGUAUGAUAAAAGUCCAGUGGACCGACGGUUCAUGGGCACCGUCUACGCCAACCACAGCAGCAGCAGCAGCAGCAGCAGCAUGAUAAAGUCAUACUGGCACAGCCAACUCCGCGCCUCAGGGACGCCGUUAGAAACAAGGGCAGCCUCACUGUCUAAGGAUAGAGCGACUACUGCGUCCGAUCAAUACACCCCGUCGUCAGGAAGCAGUAGUGGGCUGACAGAGUCUUGUACACACAGCCUCACCGCGGUGACUUCGUCUGGUUCAGCCUCACUCCGUAGUAAAUCUUUGUCUAACUCUCGCCAUCGACGUUUGCGUGCUGCGGCCCUUUCCGCAGAAAGGCAUGGUGCAAGUGAUAUACGUGAACGUUUUGGCGCAUUGGCCAAGCCGUUGUUUCAAAAUUUUUUACUGCCCCAAGUUGAGGCCCAUGAGACGUGUCCGACACUGACGGUUGUCCUCGAUCUUGACGAGACCCUGGUUAGCAACCGCAAUGGGGCUUUUUUGGCUGCCAUUUUGCGCCCGUACUGCUUGCACUUUCUUAAUGCCCUUCAGCACAUGAAGGGGCUGGAGGUUGUCUUGUGGACGGCGUCAACGAAGGAGACGGCGUUGCCGGUGGUGGAGCAGCUGAGCCAAAGCGGACUUGUCUUUGAUGAGGUGAUAUACCGCAACGAUAUGUGGUUCACGGAGCCGCUCCACACAAAGGAUCUACGUCUCUUGGGACGAGACAUGGACCGGCUACUCAUCGUUGACAAUGCGGCGAAUUGCUGCAAGCUGAACCCACGAAACAGCGUUCUCGCGGAUGAUUUUUACGGGUGCCGCAGUGAGGAGGAUGCGACGCUAGUCAACGUCUACUACAUCAUUGAGCGUGUUCUUAGAGGUUGUCAGAACGACGUCCCGGCGAGUGACACUUUAUUGAGGCUUGCGACGGAUGGGCAGUUGUGUAGUCCCUUUGUCUUGACCCUGCCACAUGCAUGGAAAAGCCUGCCGUUGCGCGACAUUGCACCGCUCAAAAUCCCUCCACACGGUCGCUUUAUCCGUGCCCGCCGUGAACCGUUAGGCGAGGCAGUUAUGCACCAUUGGACGAUAUAG